This is a messenger RNA of Trifolium pratense (red clover), 1673 nucleotides long. Its product is annotated as probable protein phosphatase 2C 8. Gene Ontology annotation, molecular function: protein serine/threonine phosphatase activity; cation binding. The record is from RefSeq and is a predicted model, not a curated record. The transcript is spliced from 3 exons. Gene Ontology annotation, cellular component: cytosol; nucleus. Lineage: Eukaryota; Viridiplantae; Streptophyta; Magnoliopsida; Fabales; Fabaceae. Bases 206 to 1321 code for a protein of 371 amino acids. Gene Ontology annotation, biological process: protein dephosphorylation.
ACUGGUCCUUUAAAAUUCCACCUGUUACCAGAUUAACCAACUCAUUUGAAAUCAACGGCUCGGAUUCAUUGUCCUUCAGAUCUCGCAAUCAGCCACUUUAAAUUUGCGUCUUCACCUCUACCGCCGUUUUUACCAACACUUCACAAAAUUAUUAUUCGUAUUGUUUUUUUCUGUUCUGUUUUCUUCUUUGCAUGCAAAAACGACGAUGAAAGACACGAAACGACACUCGUCGGAAUCGACUCUCCGACGUGUGGAUUCUGUUGAGGCAGUUACGAAAUUGGAGAAUGUUCACCGGAGGAGGUUGAAAAUCCGGAGAAUGAAGUAUAGUUGUCAAACGAAGAUCCACGUCGGAAAUGACACCGGCAGUGGUACGGUGACGGAGAAUGAGCGACGAGAGAUUCAUGAAUCGGUUGAGAUAUCGCUAUCUUUAGCAACUUCCUCAUCAUCGGAGGAGGAAGAUCGGAGCUCAAAGCGAAAUGGAUCAGAAGUUCUAUCGUACGGUUCGGUGUCUACGAUAGGCACUAGGAAGGAAAUGGAGGAUGCGGUGAGUGUGGAGAUAGGUUUUGCGGUUAAGGAUAGUGAGAAGUGUGAUUUUUUCGGUGUUUAUGACGGUCACGGCGGAGCUCAGGUUGCAGAGGCGUGUAAGGAGAGGUUUCAUCAGGUUGUGGCGGAGGAGGUGGAGAGAUGUGGGAAGGAUGAUGAAUGGGAUUGGGAAAGAGUGAUGGAAGGGUGUUUUGGUAAAAUGGAUAGUGAGGUGGCAGGUGAUGCAGCUGUUAGGACUGUGGGGUCCACUGCUGUUGUGGCAGUUGUUUCCACGACCGAGAUUGUUGUCGCAAAUUGUGGCGAUUCUAGAGCGGUUAUGGGAAGAGCCGGCGAAGCUGUGGACUUGUCUACUGAUCAUAAACCGGACAGGCCUGAUGAGUUGAUGCGCAUAGAAGAAGUUGGUGGAAGGGUCAUAAACUGGAAUGGCCAUCGUGUUCUUGGCGUUCUUGCCACUUCCCGAUCUAUAGGAGAUCAAUAUCUUCGACCAUAUGUAAUAUCGAAACCUGAAGUCACUGUGACAAAGCGAACCAUCGAUGAUGAAUUUCUCAUACUAGCAAGUGAUGGCUUGUGGGGUGUCAUAUCUAGUGAACUUGCUUGCCAAAUUGCAAGAAAAUGCUUCAAAGGCCAAAUUAGGAGAGUUUGUCAUGGGGUUGGUAAUCAAAGUAGUCGUGCUGCUGAAGCUGCAACACUAUUAUCUGAGAUAGCAUUGGCAAAGGGUAGCAGAGACAAUACCAGUGUCAUAGUAGUUGACCUAAGAGGAACAUUAACAUCUAGUUGACGCCUCUAUUUUCAAUCAAGGUUGUGCACCCUUUGACCUAAGAUAUUAUUUCGUAUAUAUAUAUAUAUAUAUAAUAUGGUAAUUAAGUCGCGUAAGAAAUAUAAUCUCUAACACACUCUUAUUAGUUGAAAUUUAUGUGAGUUUCUUCGCAUUCGAAAUCAAUUUCGCCACAUUAGGAAUGAGACAUGUGUGUUAGUGAUUAUCCAAUAAUUGAUGUAAAUUAUUGUAUUGUUUUAUCAUAAUUGAUCUGGGAAUUGUGUGAGAAAUUGAACUUGAAAAGUUUGUACAUAAUCGUAUCUCAAUUUUGAAAGGAAAAAAAAAAAAGUGAUCUAGGGAUCCAUAUUCUGCAAAA